Arabidopsis thaliana (thale cress) is the source of this 2479-nucleotide messenger RNA. Its product is annotated as nitroreductase family protein. Lineage: Eukaryota; Viridiplantae; Streptophyta; Magnoliopsida; Brassicales; Brassicaceae. Gene Ontology annotation, molecular function: oxidoreductase activity. Bases 271 to 1902 code for a protein of 543 amino acids. The transcript has a single exon. The record is from RefSeq and is marked reviewed.
UUAUAUACUCUUAAAGAGGGAAUUUUGCCGACUAAGAGACAGAGAGACCACCGUAACUUUUGGACAACAAAAAAGCUCUAACGAGUCACGCCUUUAGAUUGCACUUUCUUCUUCUUCUUUAAAAAAAGGAAAGAAAACAAAGGUGUAAUUGCAGUGGAGUUGUUCCCCAAGUCACAGAGAGAAAUCACAGGCAAUUUUGGUUAUCCCUUAACCGGUCCAUCCAUAUCUGAACCGUCCCGGUACAAAGAUCCGUUGGUUUCUGGUUUUGAGAUGUCGAAUCCCAGACAGAGGAAAGGAGAAGCAAUGAUGAAUCCGACGAUUUCGUGGAGGUUCGCGUCUUCGACCUCUCUUCUCUCCAUUCCUCGAACACCAAAAAGUGCCUUUAUCUUCGCCAUGACCUUCUCUUCUUCUUCUUCUUCUUCUUCUUCUUCUUCUUCUGUGGAAAACCCUAACAAGGACGAUUCCUCCUCUUCGCUUGAAUUGGUCCUCAAGUACCACAACCAGACGAAGCACUCCUUGAACGGUUACGCGAGAGGUCCUCGUGGUCUCGACUGGGCCAAUCAGCCUAAUCCCUUCCGCCGGUACCUCUCUGCUCCUCUUCUUCCUCUCCAACACCCCAAUCACGACAUCGACGACGACUCCGACUCUCCUCUCUACUCUACUCUAUUCGACUCGCUUCCUCCGCCCAAACCCAUCUCUCUUCCUACAAUCUCUCACCUUUUCUACCAUUCUCUCGCUCUCUCCGCCUGGAAGACCACCGGAUCCUCCACGUGGCCCCUCCGCGUCAACCCCAGCAGCGGUAACUUGCAUCCCACCGAGGCCUAUCUCAUUGCUCCUCCCAUCCCUUCCCUCUCCCAAUCCGCUUUCGUCUCCCACUAUGCUCCCAAAGAGCAUUCUUUGGAGGUUAGAGCUCACAUCCCCUCUUCCUUUUUCCCCAACUUCUUCCCGGAGAAUUCUUUUCUCAUCGGAAUUUCUUCAAUUUUCUGGCGUGAAGCUUGGAAGUACGGAGAACGAGCGUUUCGUUACUGUAACCACGACGUCGGCCACGCCAUUGCCGCUCUCUCCAUUGCAGCCGCAGACCUAGGCUGGGACUUGAAGCUUCUCGACGCUUUCGGAGCUGAUGAUCUCAAGAGGCUUAUGGGUCUCCCCGAAUUUCAGUUACCUGAAGGUAAAGGUAAAGCUGAGCUCCCUGAGAUUGAAUUCGAGCAUCCUGACUGCUUACUCCUUGUUUUCCCCAACGGAACUAGUAGAGAACAUCUCAACUUAGACUACCUCGCAAUUAGCUCUGCCCUUAGAGACUUCCCAAGCCUAGAAUGGACUGGAAACCCCAAUACUCUGAGCAAAGAGCAUUUGUGUUGGGAUAUCAUCUACAGGACAGCCAAGGCUGUAGAAAAGCCUCCAUUGAUCUACUCCACCUCUUCUUCUUCAAUUGAUGUUGCUUCCUUCACAAGCAGUCGUGCUCUGUUUAGCCACAGUUCAUAUAAUAAGUUAACGGUGAGGCAAGUUGUAAGGACGAGAAGAAGUGCUGUUGAUAUGGACGCUGUUACUUGUAUAGACAUGUCUUCGUUUUACCAGAUGCUGAUGCACUGUCUUCCUUCCACAGGCGAGUCCCAAAAAGAGCAACUUGCGCUGCCGUUUCGAGCUCUUCCUUGGGAUACUGCUGAGGUUCAUCUUGCCUUGUUUGUUCACAGAGUUUCGGGUUUGCCUAAGGGACUGUAUCUCCUAGUCAGAAACGAGGAUCAUCUCAGUGAUCUCAAGACAGCUACGAGGCCUGAAUUUGAGUGGACUAAACCAGAUGGAUGUCCGGACAAUCUUCCUCUGUACAAGCUCGCCGAGGGUGAUUGCCAGAGGCUGGCAAAAGGGCUAUCAUGUCAUCAGGUACAGAGUCGGAUAGAGUUGUAAUUAACAAUAUAUUUCACUUGGUUACUGAAUCAUUGUGGUUGAUGGAUGCAGGACAUUGCAGGGGAUGGAUGCUUCAGCUUAGGCAUGAUAGCUCGGUUUGAACCAGCACUGCGGGAGAAGGGCUCAUGGAUGUACCCUCGACUGUUCUGGGAGACGGGUGUUGUUGGACAAGUUUUGUACCUGGAAGCACACGCAAUGGGGAUCUCAGCAACCGGGAUUGGGUGCUAUUUCGAUGAUCCAGUGCACGAGGUUCUGGGGAUUAAUGACUCUAGCUUUCAGAGUCUGUACCAUUUCACUGUGGGAGGUCCAGUUGUAGACAAGCGGAUCAUGACUCUUCCUGCUUAUCCUGGUCCCACCACCACCGUUGCCUAGAUCAUACAUACAUACCCGUUAAUCUGUGUUGAAUCCGUAAACAGCCUUCAUUUUGUGGUCUGUUAAGUGGUUGAUGGUAAAUAUAUAAUCGAAUUUUAUAUUCGUUGUUUUUUUAUUGGGAAAUGGAUUUUCUUUGUUUGGUGACAUUGCUCUAAAACGAUUUUUUAAUGAGCUUCCGCUCUAUCAUAUUUGCGUUUUGUUGUCC